AUGGCGCAGAGCACACUGCCGAGAAGCUGCAGAGCCCGGCCUCCCCCGACGACGAGUUCGAGAACGAGGGUCAUGGCGGCACCGGGCCUCCCCGAGGCGGACUUCAGGAAGGCGCUGGACUCGGCGCUCUUCAGGCGGUGGCUGGAGAGCCUGCAGGCGGAGAAGGGCCUGCUCGCCCACGGGAAGCUCAGCCUCCGCCAGAUCCUCAUCCAGGGGGUGGACAUGUUCAGGCAGCGCGUGGGAUUCCUCAAGUUCAAGGCCGACAUCGUGGACGAGGAAACCCAAGCCAAGGGUUUGGAUCAACAAGAGUAA
Triticum turgidum subsp. durum (durum wheat) is the source of this 312-nucleotide messenger RNA. The record is from the annotation of a GenBank genome assembly. Lineage: Eukaryota; Viridiplantae; Streptophyta; Magnoliopsida; Poales; Poaceae.